Molecule: messenger RNA, 4331 nt
Organism: Etheostoma cragini (Arkansas darter)
Lineage: Eukaryota; Metazoa; Chordata; Actinopteri; Perciformes; Percidae
Product: actin-binding LIM protein 1-like
Exons: 21
Coding region: 148-2199 (683 amino acids)
Biological process (GO): cytoskeleton organization; cilium assembly; lamellipodium assembly
Cellular component (GO): actin cytoskeleton; stress fiber
Molecular function (GO): actin filament binding
Source: RefSeq, a predicted model, not a curated record
UAAUAGACAAUACUCUCACUCGCUGACUCAGUCACAAAGUCAGAGAGAGCAGUAGAGGGCUUUAAUAUCUUAUAGUAAUCAGAUGUAUGCUUUAUCGCUUGGAGUCUAUCUGCAGCCUUAACUGUGUCGGAGGAAAGCCUUGACAGCAUGAGCAUGUCCGGCCUCCUCACCCUCAGCAACCUGGGCAGGAUCUGCGGCUCCAGCCACAGCAAUGAAAUGGUAGUUUUGGACCGGGUCAAGAGGAAAAACUCAGUCAGGCGAAUGUCAAUUAUUGAAGAUGGUGAAAUUGCAGAGGUUCUUUACCUUAUUCCUAAACAGUCCAUGAUGGAGCAGCUGCCUUUCCUCAACCCCAACGACUACCUCCUGUGUGAGAAGUUGGACGGUAUUCCUACAGAGAUGUCUGUGCUACAUGCUCAGGAUGGCUGCCACCCAUGCUCUCCACGGGGGAAGCGGGUCAUCCAGUGCUUCAGGUGUGGGGAGCCAUGCAAGGGAGAGGUGCUGCGAGUCCAGACCAGCUACUUCCACAUUAAGUGCUUUACCUGCAAGGUGUGUGGCUGUGACCUGGCUCAUAGUGGCUUCUUCCUGAAGAACAGCGACUACCUCUGCCCGCUGGACUUCCAGAGGCUUCAUGGCACGCUCUGCAACAACUGUGGCGAAUUUGUGGAGGGACAGGUGGUCACAGUUUUGGGGAAGACUUACCAUCCAGCCUGCUUUGUGUGCACCUUUUGCAAACAGCCCUUUCCUGCAGGGGAUUGUGUCACCUUCAGCGGAAAGGACUGCCUCUGUCAGCGCUGUAUCCAACCCGCGUCUCUUGCUCCUAACGGCAUCAGCUCUUCCAGUAACUGUUCUGGUUGUGGUAGAGACAUCAAGAACGGUCAGGCUCUGUUAGCCCUGGACAGCAAGUGGCACCUUGGCUGCUUCAAGUGUAAAACGUGCAGGAGAGUGCUGAGUGGAGAAUACAUCAGCAAGGAUGGGGUGCCCUAUUGUGAGAGAGACUAUCAGAUUCAGUUUGGGGUACAAUGUGAAGAAUGUCAGAAGUUUAUAACUGGAAAGGUCCUAGAGGCAGGGGAGAAACAUUAUCACCCCAGGUGUGCAAGAUGCAGCCGAUGUAACAAAAUGUUCACAGAAGGUGAAGAAAUGUACCUGCAAGGAUCAACAGUUUGGCACCCAGACUGCAGAGACAGCAACAGAACUGAGGACAGUUACAACGUUAGCAGACCAAAAACACCUUGUCUUGACUUCUUUUUCCCCAGACAUAAACUGAAGCCCACUAGAUCCUCAUCCGAAAGCUCCUGUUCCAGGCCGGGCUCAUGCACUCCGGGGAGUCCGGGUCGAGCGAUCUGUGCAAAACUAGAUAAUGAGAUCAUUGAUUACCGACACUUAGCAGCCAUUCCCAGAGUCAAGGCUAUAUAUGAUAUAGAGCAUCCUGAAAUGAUAUCUUAUAAGUCUGGGAACAACUCAUCUACUUUGGACAACAAAGGCUACAGACAUGAAAAGCAAAGUCCUUCAGAGCCACCAGGAAACCAAAAUAAAACCCCAGAGGAGAGUUUUGAGGUCAGAAAAUGCAUACCAACAUCUCCAAGCCACAGAUCUUUUGGAGUCCAUGCAACACACAAUCGUCACAGCUACACUCCAUCUCUGUCCAGAUCACCCCAGCACUUCCACCGGCCAGGAUUGAUGCUUUCUCCCUCUUUGUUCUCUGGCAACAAUGACACAUGCCCCACUUCCCCUUUAUGUCACCACUUUCUCCCUCCCACCAAAGAUGAAGGCUUCAACAUGUACAGGAGGCCUCCAAUUUAUAAACAGCAAGAUCCAAAUUCCUUCACAUCCCAAACGCCCUCUCUGCCUGGUUAUGGUCGCAGUGGCCUCAAUCCGCCACGUUCAGCUGAUUUCUCCCAUUACAGCAGUGACAGAUCCACAGACUUUAAGCUCAUCCAUGACGGUCAACAUCCAUUAGCACCAAUGGAAAGAGGAGUGUCUAUGCCUAACUUGUCGGAACCAAAAGUCUACCCGUAUGAACUGCUUGCAGUUAGUAGUAGAGGGCGAGUGAAGCUUCCCAUGGAUGUUGACAGAACAAGACUGGAGCGACACCUAUCCCCGGACUCAUUCUUUGAGAUCUUUGGCAUGGAUAGUCAAGCAUUCAACUUACUUCCACUGUGGAAACGUAAUGACAUGAAGAAGAGGGCAAAUCUCUUCUGAAUGCUGCCUAUUGCACUCCUUGUUGAUAUGCAGUACACUUCAAGUUCUGAUGACCCCUUAUGUUUAUUUCUCUGCAUUCGACACAAAAAUUAGAUGUUUUUCUGCCUAAGGACUGGACACAAUAGUGUGUUUCCCAGUCAGUUUAUGUAGGCUAUUGUAAUAAAUAAUGUUGAAGUGUGUAAUACCUCAAAAAAGUUAUGAACAGGAGUUUUGUUGUCAUCUUUGAGACCAGACUGUUUCAAACCGACAAUUGACGUUGACUUUUGUGACAUUUACCAAUGCAGAAAAUCUUUGCGUUAGUUAAACCUAACCUUGAAUUUCUCUAAAAUUUCUCAUAUACCAUUCAUUUAAUAUUUUAUUACAUACAUAUUAUUAUAAGAUAUUUCUUGAAUAUCUGCACAUGGGAACUACAAGAUGGAUCAGGAUAGGCACAUUAAGGAUCAUGUGUCAAAAUGUAGUUUAACGCAAUAGAAAAAUUUAUUUUUCCACUUGCCUUCUGAAAAUUAAGGAAUUAAUGAUUUUGGAACACAUUUUGAGAGUGGUUAUGGUAUUUAAUGUGUUUGAAGUCAGAUACAUUGAUUCCUAAAAUGGUUGUGAAGCUAGUUAAAGUAAGAUUGUCCUAAUUAAAAGCCUUUGCCGAUCAUUACUAUUACCCUUUUUGAAUAAUAUGUCAUGAUACCUGAUGUAUGGUGCAGUGAUUGGGUAAAUGAAAUGUACUGUUAUCAACCCGUCAUUCUGAUACAAUAUAUGGAACGUCUCCCUCAAUGUUGUCAUUGUUACUUGUGUAUUAUAUUUUUGUUAUUCAGUUGAUUCUCACUUUGUUGUCUUAUGGUUACACAAAUGUUUAAGCACAAAAACUGAAAAAGCAAGAUUUUUAUUUCACUCAAUGGUCACUGAAAUGUGUUUAUUUAUACCAUAGGAAUAUUUAAGAUGAUUUGACACUUUUGACCGUUUUUGUUUUGUUUCCCUCUAACUUAUCAUUGUUAUAUUCAGACUGCUGUCCAGGCACACCACCUCAAUCACCCCUGAAUAAAAUAUUGUACUUCUUACAAGUUAAAUAAAUGAAUGGGUCUUCAUUCACAGAAUUAAUGCUGUUGUGGAUAUAUGAUGGGGUGUUGGUUUUAAUGAGCGUCAUUUCAGUAUUUUUUUACUGCAUCUCCCUGGAGAAUAACAGUCUGGAUCAACUUGGAGGGAAAAAAAGAGAGACUUCAAUGAAUCUGUACAGAAUGUGUUUCUUUGUCAUGCACAUUAGUAAGAAGCAGUGACAAAUACAUUGUUAGAAAUAUUAUCUUGACUAUAAAGUAGCUGAAGUUCUAAUUACUACCCCACUUUCCUACCUAAGAGACAGAAGGCUCAGUUAAGAUAAACUGCAUCACGGAAAAACUCAAGCAAAGGACAACCAAAGUACAACAGUGUUUCCACACUCACAUGUGAUAAGAUAAGACACCUAUUGUUUAGAAAUGAAGUUAGUUAGUCGAUUUUCUAGUGUGACUCUACGAGGUUAGUUUUGAUAAGACAGGGUGUGUACCAGUACGCUGCAAAGCAUGACAACAUUUUGAUAACAUCAAAACAUAUAUUUUGACUCAUAAAACCAGCCACAUGGCGGAAGAAUUACAAACUUGAUGACUUAACUUCCCUUGCUAUCUAUCACUCAUACGUUCCUAUUUAGUUUGGCUUGGAUAUUUUUGUUAAAAGUGUUUUUUUCCUUUCUUUUUCCAUCUCUCAACGUUGGACCUAGCCAUUGGAAAUGUAAGACCAACAGAUGGUGCUCUGGAGCCUGGAAAGAUUGCCUUCCAUGUUUGAACUGAACAUUUGCCUGCCUUUGUUUAAGCUUGUAUUUGAUCCAUAUAUUUGAGACAUUUUUUUUCUUUACUUCCAUCUAUCAAAAUGUCAUGCAGUAGUAGGCCUAGUAGCAGUAGUGUAAAAAUAGCCUCCAUCACAGUCCCUCUUUGUAACUUAAGACAUCAGCUUCAAUAACCUGACAGAUGGGAUUUAUGUAAGCAAAUCCUAUCAUCAUAACGUUUAUUGCAUUCAUGCUCAGCUUCUAUUAAUUUCCUAACCCUAAUCCCAACUCAUCUGUAGCUAUCAAAUCUAUUAAAUGUAUCAAUCCUAUUAAAGUGUUAUUUCCGAGA